Molecule: messenger RNA, 767 nt
Organism: Scleropages formosus (Asian bonytongue)
Lineage: Eukaryota; Metazoa; Chordata; Actinopteri; Osteoglossiformes; Osteoglossidae
Product: E3 ubiquitin/ISG15 ligase TRIM25-like
Exons: 2
Coding region: 1-705 (234 amino acids)
Molecular function (GO): zinc ion binding
Source: RefSeq, a predicted model, not a curated record
AUGGCAGAGUCUGGUGAUCUGCAUGAAGAUCAGUUCCGUUGCUCUAUAUGUCUGGAUCUACUAAAGGAUCCUGUCACUGUUAACUGUGGACACAGUUACUGUAUGACCUGUAUCAAAGGGUGUUGGGAUCAGGAAGAUCAUGCUGGUGUCUACAGCUGUCCUCAGUGCAGACAGACCUUCAGCCAAAGACCUGUUCUGGGAAGAAACACCAUGCUGGCUGAAGUGGUGGAGAAACUGAAGAAGGCAGAACUCCCACCUGCUCCUGUUGAUCACUGUUAUGCUGGACCUGGAGAUGUGAUUUGUGAUGUCUGCACUGGGAGGAAGAACAAAGCCAUCAAGUCUUGUCUGGUGUGUCUUGCGAAUUACUGUGAGACCCACCUCAAAAUUCAUAAGGGGCAUCGACACAAAAUGGUCAAUUCGAUUGGAAAACUCCAGGAAAAGAUCUGUUCACGUCACAAAAAAUUGCUGGAAUUUUAUUGUUGUACUGAUCAGCAGUGUAUCUGUUACCUGUGUAGAAUAGUUGACCACCGAGGCCACGAUACAGUCUCAGUAGGUGCAGCAAGGACGGAGAAACAGACAGGACUCCAGCAGAGAAUACAGCAGCGAGAGAAGGAGGUGCAGGAGCUGAGAGAGGCUGUGGAAUCACUCACAGUGAGUAUGGAGCAGAGGAGAAGACAACAGCUGGCUGCUGGAAGAGCCAUUUGAGGGCUCAGUCAGGGCUCUCCUCCAGUCCCACAGUGAGGAGACCAGAGUCAAAGUGUCUUUCU